GAGUAAACAGAGUAUAUAUUCGUUUUCGUGUGCUGAGCAUUUCUAUAGUGCGUGUGAUGGCGUUCAGAAGUCUACGAAGAGCGUCUCGACUGAUCAACUCGUCUAGAGGAGUGCAGGCUGCUGCCAGACAGCAGGUCCGCUGUCUGAAAGUCACGUGCCAGUGGAUGACAUCAUCAGCGGACUCACUCCAGAACAGAUAGAGGUAUAAUUUAGUAUACUCCACAGUGAAUUGAGGAGGGUGGUGAGAUGCAGUGCAUCCCACCUCUGAGUCUGCGUGUAACACUGGUUAACCCUCGGCGCGCAUGCGCAGCGAGGGUUACGGUACUUGGUUUGUAAG
Geodia barretti is the source of this 337-nucleotide messenger RNA. The record is from the annotation of a GenBank genome assembly. NCBI's taxonomy places the organism in Eukaryota, Metazoa, Porifera, Demospongiae, Tetractinellida, Geodiidae.